Messenger RNA from Dichotomopilus funicola, 1716 nucleotides. RefSeq names its product WD40-repeat-containing domain protein. The coding region runs from base 1 to 1716 and encodes 571 amino acids. Lineage: Eukaryota; Fungi; Ascomycota; Sordariomycetes; Sordariales; Chaetomiaceae. Gene Ontology annotation, molecular function: protein binding. The transcript is spliced from 2 exons. The record is from RefSeq and is a predicted model, not a curated record. Gene Ontology annotation, biological process: rRNA processing. Gene Ontology annotation, cellular component: nucleus.
AUGUCUUCUAUGAUUACAAGUACGGCCUGGGUGCCACGCGGGUUUGCGGCACCCUUUCCAACAAAAUACAACUUUGACGAGGAGGAAUUCGAGCGCAUCGCAAGCCUGGCCAAGCUCCAGCUUGACGACGCGCAAGAAGACCUAGAGGAAGCGCAACAGGCGGAAGCAGAGGCAGAAGCCGCGGCGGAGUCUGGGGCGGAAGAAGAAUUAAAAAAGGAAAAGAAGAAGACGAAGAAGAAGAAGCAGGGAAAAGAAGAAGAGGAGGGGGAAGCAGCAAAUGAGGAUGGGAAAGAUGCUUCAGAUAUCGAGAUCGACGACGACCUCAAGGAAUACGACCUCGAACACUACGAUGACGAUGACGAGCCACAAGGCGAGGGCCAACCCAUGGGCAUGUUCGGCAACGUCAAGUCGCUGGCCUACUACGACUCCAACAAGGACGACCCGUACAUCACGCUCAAGGACGACGCCGAAGACGACGAAGAAGACCGCGAGGACCUGCAGAUCCUCGCGACCGAUAACCUACUGCUGGCCGCUAAGGUCGAGGACGAGCUUGCCCACUUAGAGGUGUAUGUUUACGAAGACGCAGCCGACAACCUGUAUGUCCACCACGACAUCAUGCUUCCCGCGAUACCACUCUGUGUCGAGUGGCUAGACCUACCUGUCAGCAAGCCGGGCGUGGACAAGGAUUCGACGGGGAACUUCGUGGCCAUCGGCACGUUUGACCCGGAUAUUGAGAUCUGGGACCUCGACACGAUCGACUGUAUGUACCCUAACGCCAUCCUCGGGCAAGGCGGCGCCAAUGGUGAAGAGGACAAGAAAAAGAAAAAGAAGAAGAAGAAGUCGAAAAAGGCCAACGAUUCGUACCAUGUCGACGCCGUACUGGCACUCUCGGCAAACCGCAAGCACCGCAACCUGCUCGCCUCCGCCUCGGCUGACAAGACAGUCAAGCUCUGGGACCUGCACACAACGCAGUGCGCCAAGUCGUACAACUACCACACCGACAAGGUGUGCGCGUUGGCCUGGCACGCGGUUGAGUCGACCGUCCUCCUCAGCGGGAGUUACGACCGCACCGCCGCGAUAGCCGAUAUGCGUGCGCCCGGCGAGGCGCCUAUGAAGGUCGGCGUCGAAAGCGACGUGGAGAACGUCCGCUGGGAUCCGCAUAACCCCAACUUCUUCUACGUCUCUACCGAGCGCGGCAUCAUCCACUACUUUGACGUGCGCACUGCCUCCGCUGACCCGGCCGCUAGCAAGACGGUCUGGAAGCUGCAGGCCCACGACGAAUCCGUCUCCUCCUUCGACCUAAAUCCCGUCAUCCCGGGCUUCAUGGCCACCGGCUCGACCGACCGCACCGUCAAGUUGUGGAACAUCAGCCCUCAGGGCCCGUCUCUUGUCGUCUCGCGCGACUUUGACGUUGGUAAGGUAUUUUCUACAAGCUUCGGCCCCGACCAAGAGGUCGCUUUUCGCCUCUCCGUAGCUGGGAGCAAGGGUACGGUGUCCAUCUGGGAUACCAGCACCAACGCCGGUGUGCGCAAAGCGUUUGGCCAACGAGUCCCGGCUAAGGCUGGUGGAGCGGGCGGUGAGGGCGAAGAGGAGGAUCGUCUUGUAGGUGUGGAGGACGAUGAGAGCAGUAGCAGCGAUGAGGGCGAGGAUGAUGAUGAGGAUGAUGAGGCCGCGCUUAGUCACGACGGCGACUCAAUGGAUGAGGACGAAGACUAG